Molecule: messenger RNA, 893 nt
Organism: Triticum urartu
Lineage: Eukaryota; Viridiplantae; Streptophyta; Magnoliopsida; Poales; Poaceae
Product: bidirectional sugar transporter SWEET4-like
Biological process (GO): carbohydrate transport
Cellular component (GO): membrane
Molecular function (GO): sugar transmembrane transporter activity
Source: RefSeq, a predicted model, not a curated record
CAGCCGGCCGCCCGCGAGCAGAAGCAGAAGCAGGAGCGGCCGUCAUGCCGUCGUUUAUCGUGCCUUCCCGCGGCGGGGGGCCGCUGGGCCUGGGCGCCGGCGGCAGCGCGGCGAGGAAGGUGGUGGUCUCCGUCACCAACGUCAUCGGCAACAUCGCGGCGCUCCUCCUGACGCUGGCCCCGAUCUUGAGUUUCGUGGUGCCCAUCUACAAUGAGCAGGCCGUCGGUGACCGGACGGCGUACGGGCACAUCGUCACCAUGUUCAGCAGCGUGGCGUGGUUUCUGUACGCCGCCCCGGACUACCCCGCCGCCGUUUACUCCAUGGGCGUCAACACCAUCUCCACUGUGCUCCAGCUGGUGUACGUCGCCGUGUUCCUACGGUUUGCGGCCGGGGUGGGGCGCCGCCACGCCCUUUACGCCUUUGCCCCCAUCCUCACCGCUUCGACGAUCAUGACCGUCCUCGUCUUCACCAAGCUCAUUUGGGGCUCCCAGUUCGUCGCAUAUGUCGCCGCAAUUGCUGCCUUUUCUGCCUACUGCUCCGUGGCCAUUGAUGUGGUGGAGGCGAUGAGGAGCAGGGAUGUCAACAAUAUGGACCCGCUCGUCGAGGUGUUGCUUGGCCUGGUCAACGCCUGGGCUUCGACCAUCUCCGGUUUCUUCUCCACUCCGCCUGAUUUUUUCGUCGCGAUACCGAACGUUAUCGGAGUUCCGGUCCUGCUGGCACAGUUGGUGGUGUACGUCAUGCACUGCAACCCACAGCCGGAGCCCAACCCACAGCCAGAGCCCAACCCUCCUCCGCCGGAGCAGGAGCGCGACCCUGUCCACACCGUCGACGUGCCCAUCCACACCGGCGAUGUGCCAAACUACGCGGCGGAUCUCCACACAUUGUUCACAUAG